Messenger RNA from Chaetomium fimeti, 1380 nucleotides. Its product is annotated as WD40-repeat-containing domain protein. Lineage: Eukaryota; Fungi; Ascomycota; Sordariomycetes; Sordariales; Chaetomiaceae. Bases 1 to 1380 code for a protein of 459 amino acids. The record is from RefSeq and is a predicted model, not a curated record. Gene Ontology annotation, biological process: protein localization to phagophore assembly site; nucleophagy; autophagy of mitochondrion. Gene Ontology annotation, cellular component: phagophore assembly site membrane; cytosol; fungal-type vacuole membrane. The transcript is spliced from 2 exons. Gene Ontology annotation, molecular function: phosphatidylinositol-3,5-bisphosphate binding; phosphatidylinositol-3-phosphate binding; protein binding.
AUGUCGGGCAACAAACUCAACUUCGUUACCUUCAACCAGGACCACAGCUGCCUGGCUGUCGCUACCAACAAAGGCUUCCGAAUCUAUCACACCGACCCCUUCAACAAGAUAUUCAAUAGCGAUGAAGGGAACGUCACCAUUAUCGAGAUGCUCUUCUCGACCUCGCUCGUCGCCAUGGUCCGCUCGCCGCGCCAUUUGGUAAUACAAAACACCAAGCGCGGUUCCGUCAUCUGCGACCUCACCUUCCCGACCGCCGUGCUGGCCGUCCGCCUAAACCGGAAAACGCUGGCUGUAGUGCUGGAAGAAGAGAUCUACGUUUACGAUAUAGGCAACAUGGCCCUGAAGCACACUAUUGCGACGUCGCCGAACCCGAACGCUAUCUUCGCUCUCUCGCCCUCGUCGGAAAGGGGCUACAUUGCAUAUCCCAUGCCGAAGCCGCGCGAGGACCAAGGCGAGAGGCGGCCCGCCCACGCGCCGCCCCUCUCGGAAUACGUGCCGCCCACCUCCGGUGCUCUCAUGGUCUACGACACGGCGUCCGGGAAGGCGGUCAACGUUAUCGAGGCCCACAAAAUGCCCCUAUGCUGCAUCGCCCUGAACAACGAGGGCACCAAGGUGGCCACGGCUUCCGAGCGCGGCACCAUCGUGCGAGUCUAUUCCGUCCCGGAGGGCAAUAAGCUCUUUGAGUUUCGCCGCGGGACGAUCCCCUCCACCAUCUACAGCAUGUCGUUCAACCUCAGCUCCACUCUUCUGUGCGUCUCGUCUAGCACCGAAACAGUCCACAUCUUCCGUCUGGCCAGCGCGCAAAACACUACUGUGGGGGGCGCUGCCCCACCCCCGCUCGAGACACCAGGAAGCCCUCGUGCCAACCGCUGGUCGCGAUCGAGGAGCAUCGACGGUAGCGAGUACUCACCUAGCGGCGAUUCCGACUCGUCGCCUCGAGGCGAGACGCCCGAGGCCGGGCCCAGCGGUUCCUCGGCGGCCAGGAGGCAGAGCGGAACCUUUGGCAGCAUGCUCCGGCGGUCGUCGCAACUCGUUAGCCGCAGUGUUGCCGGCGCCGUCGCGCCCUAUCUCCCACAAUCCAUGACCGAGAUGUGGGAGCCGCAGCGCGACUUUGCGAGCGUCAAGAUCCCCAAGCCGACCAACCCGAGCGGGGGCACCGUUCUAGGCCCCGUGUCUCUACCCAGCGUGGUGGCCAUGUCCAGCAAUUCGCCGCAAGUCAUGGUCGCCACUAGCGACGGCGGCUUCUACGUCUAUACCAUCGAUUUGCAAAACGGCGGGGAGGGCUGUCUCCUGCGGCAAUAUAGGUUUGUUUUAAUUCUCCUCCCGCACUCUGCUACCCAUGCUAAUCUGUGCCCUCUAGUGUGUGUGACUUUGGGAUGA